AUACUUCAAUUGCAUCAUGUUCAUGGUGGCGAGCAGCGUCGUGCUGACCGUUCUGGUGCUCAACUAUCAUCACAGAUCGCCCGACAGAUACGUGAUGCCAAAUUGGACGAAAAUAGUGUUUCUACAAUGGCUGCCGUGUGUGUUGCGCAUGAGUCGGCCGGGCAAGAAGAUCACGAAGAAGACCAUUCUCAUGAGUAAUCGGAUGAAGGAGCUGGAGUUGCAGGAGAGGAGCAGUAAGAGUUUACUGGCGAACGUUUUAGAUAUCGACGAUGAUUUUCGCCAUGGGAACAGCGCCGCCAAUCCUGCCUCGGGCUAUAUAAGCAGGUCGGCGUACGGUACACCGUUAUCGACCAGGCCGGCGACGGUUGAAGAGACUUCGGCAUCGUUGCCUCUCAGCGGCAUGCAGAGGGAACUUCACACAAUUCUCAAGGAAUUGCAGUUCAUCACGAGCCGCAUGAAAAAGUCGGACGAGGAUGACGAGGUCAUUAGCGACUGGAAGUUCGCCGCCAUGGUGGUCGACAGGCUUUGUCUGUUCGUCUUCACGUUAUUCACGGUUUUGGCUACGGUGGUGAUACUGUGUCGCGCGCCACACAUAAUCGUCCAGUAAUAGACUGCCCCGGUCGAACCGAAAAAAUACACAAAACAUGCCAGGGAUAGCGCCUCCUGGAAU
Molecule: messenger RNA, 670 nt
Organism: Trachymyrmex cornetzi
Lineage: Eukaryota; Metazoa; Arthropoda; Insecta; Hymenoptera; Formicidae
Product: acetylcholine receptor subunit alpha-type acr-16-like
Exons: 4
Coding region: 17-607 (196 amino acids)
Biological process (GO): monoatomic ion transport
Cellular component (GO): membrane
Source: RefSeq, a predicted model, not a curated record